GUUCGGGCCUCGCCGGCUGCCGUAGGAAGUGCCGGCGGUGGUGGCGCCACGUCCCCUGCUGCGGCGGGAGAGGGAUCGGCUGGGCCUUGGGGCGGUUGGCUAUGGCCUUUACGCUGUACUCGCUGCUGCAGGCAGCCCUGCUCUGCGUCAAUGCCAUCGCCGUGCUGCACGAGGAGCGCUUCCUCAAGAACAUUGGCUGGGGAACAGACCAGGGAAUUGGUGGAUUCGGAGAAGAGCCAGGAAUUAAAUCUCAACUAAUGAACCUGAUUCGAUCUGUAAGAACCGUGAUGAGAGUGCCAUUGAUAAUAGUAAACUCAAUUGCAAUUGUAUUGCUUUUACUAUUUGGGUGAAGAUCCACAGAGGAAAUGGAGACUCAGAGGAAGAGCUGCCAGCAGAAGUUACUACUUCAGUCUUUAUUGGAAUAUACAUAUCUUAGCUGGCUCUCCUUGGACUUGACAAAGUGUAAACCUGAGAGUAAAACCAGAGUCCCUAUUUAUCUGAUUUUUUAAAAUAUUGCACUUAUGGUUUCAUUACAAAAAGGUCAGAUCAUCAGAGGCAGUAACUAUGCAGGAUUGGAAUACAUUUGAUUGCUAACUUUUAAUAAAAGUUCAUGCUAUGGUAAAGAUUGUUUAAUGGGUACAGGACUGUCACUUAUGUGUUAUUGGAGAUUUUUCUCUUUCACUUCUCAGGGAUGAAUUUUUUUUUUCAAAGUUUUGAAGUUCCUUGUGACUUAGUUAUGAUGUGAGAAUGAUUAUCCUUCUGGACAAAAUUUAAACAUUUUUUAAAAAGUUAUUACUACAUAUAAAGUGAUUUUAUUUUGAGCUCUUUGGUUAAAUAUUUUGUCUGUAUACUGUCUCAUAUAAAAAAACAAAUUUUUGCUAACUAUUGAGGAGUAAUACUCUCUGAUUUCAGGGAGAAUUCUAAUUUUGUAAGUCAGAUAGUCACACGGAUGAUUGUGUUUUUAAGUUUGUUCACGCAUUUGUUAUUUUAUUAAUUGGCCUGAAUGAUGAGACCAGAAUAGUAUCUACAUAUAUCCAUUGGUAAAGAUAUCUGUGUAGAAAAGUCUAUGCCCUUUUAAACAAUGAUGGGUUAUUUUUUACAAUCAGCAUAAAAGCCUGCAGGAGCAGUCCUAAAUAAUCACCCUUAAACUGUACUGUAUAAGAAGACUUUAUCGUGAAGCAUUUACCUCCCCAAAUUACAUUUCUGUUUCUUGAAGUAGCACAUUAAGGGACGUGAUUUGUAAUUCUUCAUUCUGUCAGUCAAUAGAGCAUUCAUGGCGGAUAAAUUGGUUACUAUUUUGUUUUUAUGUCUUUGACCAUCCCGUAUUUUCUUAUCCCAUAAUUCUGCUUUGUGCAGAAAGAUUAAAACUAUAUAAAUGGUUUUUUUCUGGAAAUUAUCAGUUAUAAUAUUUUAAAGGGGGGUGGAAUGGCAUCUUUGUUUAUAGGAGAACACUUGUAAAUAAAGUUAAAUUUCCAAGUCAA
Phacochoerus africanus (Common warthog) is the source of this 1481-nucleotide messenger RNA. It is a transcript of the gene IER3IP1, whose product is annotated as immediate early response 3 interacting protein 1. The transcript has 3 exons. Lineage: Eukaryota; Metazoa; Chordata; Mammalia; Artiodactyla; Suidae. Gene Ontology annotation, cellular component: COPII-coated ER to Golgi transport vesicle; Golgi membrane; endoplasmic reticulum membrane. Gene Ontology annotation, biological process: endoplasmic reticulum to Golgi vesicle-mediated transport. The record is from RefSeq and is a predicted model, not a curated record. The coding region runs from base 102 to 350 and encodes 82 amino acids.